AUGGGCACCUCUACAGCUGCUUGCGACGAUGCUCAUGGACAUUACAAGGCCUUCAGCCCCACAAAACCCAAGAAAAAUAGCUGGAGGUCUGCCAUUUUCAUCAUUUUUGUGGAAGUAGCGCAGCGAUUUGCAUACUAUGGAGUAUCAGGGAAUCUGAUAAGUUACCUUAACAAUGUGCUAGGCAUGCCAAUAUCUGCUGCUGCUAAGAGUGUGAAUGUUUGGCAUGGAGUUUCUGCAUUAUUUCCGCUGCUGGGUGCUUUCAUUGCUGAUUCCUAUCUUGGCCGUUUCAAAACUAUUAUUUUCUCCUCUAUUAUAUAUCUCAUGGGACUUGUUCUGUUAACAGUAUCAGUAUCAGCAAUUUCACUAGUCCAUCGCAAACCUAUAUUCUUUUUAGCACUUUACAUACUAAGUGUGGGAGAAGGCGGCCACAAACCAUGUGUUCAAACAUUUGCUGCUGAUCAAUUCGAUGAAAAUGUCCCCGAGGAGAAGUUGGCAAAGAGUUCAUUCUUCAAUUGGUGGUACUUGGGAAUCGUCAUCGGAUCCACUGCAGCUGUUUUGGUUGUGAUCUAUGUACAAGAUAAUAUUGGUUGGGCCAUCGGGUUUGGAAUGCCAACUGUAGCUGUUGCUGGUGCACUUUUGGUGUUUUUAAUAGGACAAAGAACAUAUCGACGAUCUGUGCCUGUAGGCAGCCCAUUCACUCGAAUGAUGCAAGUUGUGGUUGCUGCUGUUAGAAAACGUAAUGUUCCUGAAAUGCAUGAUGCUCAAGGUUUAUGUUACGAGGAUGAGGAUUGUUGUUCUCCAGCAUUGGCUCGUACCAAUCAAUUCAAAUUCUUGGACAAGGCCAUGAUAAUUGAUCAGGAAGAUGCUUUGAACCAGAAAAGAAACAAAUGGAGGCUAUGUUCUGUCAAUCAAGUUGAAGAAGUGAAGCUGGUUUUUCGGCUAUUCCCUAUCUGGAUAGGUACUUUCAUGUUUAAUGUUGCUAUUGCACAACAAGGCACAUAUUUUACCAAACAAGGCAGCACAAUGACUAGGGACUUCAAUGUUCCUCCCGCGACAUUACAAGUCAUCACCGGCCUCACAAUCCUCACUGCUGUUGCGAUCUAUGAUCGUUUACUCGUUCCAUUUGCGCGGAAAUGGACCAAGCAUCCCUCAGGAAUCACAAUGCUGCAAAGAUUGGGGGUCGGGAUUUUUCUGUCUAUGAUCACAAUGGCAGUAGCAGCUCUAGUAGAGGCUAAAAGGGUCGGCAUAGCAAAAAAACAUGGUUUACACGAUGCACCAGAAGCAGUAGUCCCAAUGUCGAUUUGGUGGUUGGUUCCACAAUACAUGCUUAAUGGACUUACGGACGUGUUUGGGGUGGUGGGAAUGCAAGAACUUUUUUAUGAUCAGGUGGCAGAGGAGAUGAGAAGUAUGGGAGCAGCAUUCUAUAUCAGCACAACGGGGGUUGGGAGCUUUAUGAGCAGUGGUGUUAUAUCAGCUGUGCAGGCUAUUAGCUCAAGAUACGGUAAAGGGGAAAGAUGGCUAUCUGGGAAUAAUCUUAACAGAGCUCAUCUUGAUUAUUUCUAUUGGGUUUUGGCUGGAUUGUGUGGCUUAAGUCUGUGCUUCUACAUUUGGGUUGCUAGGAGAUUUGUUUACAAGAAGAUUGAAUGUGAAAAUGACGCAGAGGCUUAAGUUAAAUUACUUUAGAGUUAUAGUUAAUUUCAUAAGCAACUAGUCUAUAAACUUCUAGUUAGUCAUGUUUUCAUUUUGCUGCAUGUACCCAGGUAAAUUGAUCACUCUGCAAUGAGGAUUUUAUGA
Daucus carota subsp. sativus is the source of this 1794-nucleotide messenger RNA. Its product is annotated as protein NRT1/ PTR FAMILY 5.4. Gene Ontology annotation, molecular function: transmembrane transporter activity. Gene Ontology annotation, cellular component: membrane. Bases 1 to 1668 code for a protein of 555 amino acids. The record is from RefSeq and is a predicted model, not a curated record. Lineage: Eukaryota; Viridiplantae; Streptophyta; Magnoliopsida; Apiales; Apiaceae. Gene Ontology annotation, biological process: transmembrane transport; oligopeptide transport. The transcript is spliced from 4 exons.